This is a messenger RNA of Vanessa tameamea, 5868 nucleotides long. Its product is annotated as serine-rich adhesin for platelets. Gene Ontology annotation, cellular component: extracellular region. Lineage: Eukaryota; Metazoa; Arthropoda; Insecta; Lepidoptera; Nymphalidae. The coding region runs from base 295 to 5589 and encodes 1764 amino acids. Gene Ontology annotation, molecular function: chitin binding. The record is from RefSeq and is a predicted model, not a curated record. The transcript is spliced from 5 exons.
CCUUGUUCGCAACGCAAGGACGUACAGCCCCUAAAUCGCCCGCCAUUUUCAAAGCAGCACGAGCGCGGGAAAGUUACUUCUGCGCAUUGGAUUCUUUUUUUAAAUUAAUUAAUAUAUAAAUAAAAAAUUGAAUAAAAAAAGUUUUGCAAGAUAGAUUUAUUAUAUUUUAUCUAUUUAAAUGAAAUACCUUUUAUGUAUUUAGUUGUUAAAGUGAUAAUUCAUUAUUUGGUGGGAUUUUGUGAAGGUUGAACGGAAUGAAGAAUUUCCAGUAACUAGCCUACAAUCUCUUUAAAAAUGAACACAUCUAUGGAAGGAUUUUGUUCAACUUUAAUAGUGCUCUUGGCACUUAUCGAGACGAUAAAAUCGAAUACAAAUGAAACUAGUAGCGCUGAAGAACGCAAAGGACGUGUCAAUGGACGUAUUGUGAAACUUUAUUCAGGAGCAAAACCAAAUCCAAUUUUAUGCUUGGAAGAGGGCUUUAAAGCUGACCCAGUCGAUUGCACUGUAUUCUAUCGGUGCACAAAAUCUUUUAAAGAAAAAUAUACUGUUUUCAAAUUUCAAUGUGGACCAGGGACAGUAUACGAUCCAGAAACUGAAGUAUGUAAUCACCCGAGAAAUACGAAACGAUCUGAAUGCGGUGGCUUUAAUCCACCGAUAAUGCAAGAAAGCGAAAACGAAAUAGAGGAGAAUCAAGAACUUCCGUCCCCUAUAAAUUCCACGUUACCUGUUUAUACAUCUCAUAUCGAAUCAAAAAACGUCACAACAUCAGCACCUGUAUUCACUACUCAGAAGAUAGAACAAUUUACAGAUCAUAAACCAAGUUCACCAGUUUCUUAUCCCACAUUAACGACAACUGAACGAGAAUAUGUAGACAAUUCUAAUAAUUUCGUAUCAUAUCCAUGGACAAAUUCCAAAAAUAAAACACAACAUUUAUUGGUGCCUUUUACAAUAGUUCCCCAAAAUCAAGAGAAUAGUUUUUCGUGUACUUCGGAUGGAUUCAUCGGUGAUAGUGAUAAUUGUAGAAAGUUUUAUAGAUGUGUGAGUGAUUCACGUGGAGGUUUUUUACGAUAUGAGUUUAUGUGUAGUGAAUCCACAAUAUGGGAUGACAAUAUACAGAGUUGUAAUCAUGCGUGGGCUGUACGAAAUAAGCGAUGCGGUCGAGGUGAUUUUGAGAUUAAAAACGAUGUUAAUAGUGUUCAAAGUUUGAAUGAACCAAACCAACAAAAAGAAAAUAAUUUUGAAAUAAAAGAAAAGGAAGGGCACGUUUAUGAUAACAAUGAUGUAUUUAAUGGGGAUAACAUUCAAUUCGGAAGUAAAUUAAAUAACGAAAAACCAAAUACAAUUAAACAAAAUCAUAACACAAUCAUAACUUCUGUACACCAAGAAGAACCCAGUAACAAGUUACAGGAUAAAAUUAAUGAUAAAUAUAAUGAACCAGAAAUAGAGAUACAUAACGAUGUAGUUAAUGAAAUAAGUCAAUAUUCUACUUCGUCAGAUGCUUCAUAUAAUUUCCAGGAAAAUACUGCAACUAUUGACACCAGAAAAAAUAUACAAUGUACACAAAGUGGGUUUAUGGCUGAUACAGUUGAUUGCAAGAAGUUUUAUAGAUGUGUUGAUAAUGGAAAAGGAAGUUUUACAAAAUAUGAAUUCUCAUGUAGUCAAGAAACGGUAUGGGAUAGCAAAUUGGAAGCAUGUAAUCAUGCAUGGGCUGUUGAAGAUGGUGGUAAAUGUGGUGGAAAAUUAUCAGAUGGAAAUUCUAAUACUGAAGUUUCCACGAAAACACCAAUUACUGCUAGUACUGAUAGUGCUGUUGAGGAAGAAAAUGAUUUUGGAUACGUGAGUCAAUCGAACAAACCACAUGAACAAACAACGUCAUCGACAAUUCUCACAACAAUAUCAUUACUUUCAACAACUGAUAUUUCGAAAGUAAUAAGUACAGAAUGCACGUCAAGUGGAUUUUACGGAGAUGUAAGUGACUGUCAGAAAUUUUACAGAUGUAUCGACAAUGAUAAAGGGUCAUUUACAAAGUAUGAUUACAAAUGUGGCGAAGGAACUUUAUGGGAUCAAAAUAUAGAAGCAUGUAACCAUGCUUGGGCUGUUAAGUCUUGUAAUCAAACUAUUAUAACAAAUACAACGCAAGAAACGGAUGCUUAUGAUACUGGAAUAACUACAACCGUCUCAUAUAUUCAACCCACUGUGGAAAAGGAUAAUGAAAAUUCUAAUUUCGAUUCUGGUUAUAAUAAUGAGCAAAGUAUAACCACCUUGAAGCCCGAUAAAGAGUUAUUAGUUACUACAACAAAAAAUCCACAGAUUCAAAAUUGUCAAUCCAGUGGUUUCAUUGGUGAUGCCAAAGAUUGUAAAAAAUUCUAUAGGUGUGUAGACAAUGGGGACGGAAGCUUUACUAGGCAUGAGUUUUCAUGUGGUGAUGGUACUGUGUGGGAUUCUGAAAUCGAAGCUUGUAAUCACGCUUGGGCAGUUAAAAAAUGCGGAGGAAAUAUUGGUUUAAAGGAAGAUGUUACCUCACCUGUUACUGAGUAUGAUUUAAAUAAUGGAUACUCGACUCAUAAUUACAACAAUUAUGACACUUUAAGUACUCCUCAACAUUCAAGCAUGGAUUUACAAACAACAACUAAACAGACAAUCUUACUGAGCAAUCACAGUGAAUGUGAAACAAAUGGAUUUAUGGGUGAUAAAUUAGAUUGCAAGAAAUUUUAUAGAUGUGUCGAUGACGGUACUGGAAAAUAUACUCGAUAUGAAUUUUCAUGUGGUGAAGGUACUGUAUGGGAUCCAAAAAUACAAGCAUGUAACCACGCAUGGGCCGUAGAAGAAUGUGGCAGCAGUAUGUCUAUAUCAACUACACACAAUAUUAAUGAUGUUUCUGUGAGACCUAGUGCUGUUACUACCCAAGAAAAUGAAAACGGAUAUGUUCAUACAACACAAAGUACUACAAAAUUAGAUAGCAUGAUGUCAAUUACAACUGUGCGCAGUUCGACAUCAAUGGCAACUGUUAUCAACAAUAAACUUGAAUGUCAAUCCAGUGGAUUUAUGGGAGAUCCAAUUAAUUGCAAGAAAUUUUAUAGAUGUGUUGAUAAUGGUGAUGGAGGAUUCACUCAACACGAAUUUUUAUGUGGUGAAGGUACAGCUUGGGAUCCUGCGAUUGAAGCGUGUAAUCACGAAAACGCGGUAAAACAUUGUGGCGAGAAUUCAGGAAGCCAAUUUGAAGAAACAACACCUUCUACCCAAACUCAAACUUCAACAAUGACAUCAUCUUCUAGUUAUAUUGUAACACAAUCACAACAAUCUCAGACACCUAUAUAUUCCUCGACGUUAUCUACAACUUCUUUAAUGGACGGUAACUCAAUGACACCGGAAGAUAAAGAAUGUACAUCAGAAGGAUUCUUUGCUAAUCAGUACAAUUGCAAACAAUUUUACCGUUGUGUUAAUAAUGGCAAAGGUGGUUAUACUAAAUAUGAAUUUUCUUGUGGCGAUGGCACCAUUUGGGUUCAAGAAAUACAAGCAUGUGAUCAUGAUACAGAUGCCAUAAAUUGUAGUUAUUCAUCAAGUAUAGCAACUACAGAAAAACAAGAAAUAAAUAGUUCAAAUGAGCAGAAUGAGCAAGUUUCAGAAUCUCAACUAAGUACACCUAAAUCAACUACUUCAUCACCAACUACUGAAAAUAUAAAGCCAAUAACUGAAAAUACAAAACCAAUAAACCAAGAUGUUUGUACCCAAGAAGGUUAUUAUGGGAAUACUGAGGAUUGUAUGAAGUUUUAUAGAUGCGUUGGUAACGAUAAAGGUGAUUAUACGAAAUAUGAUUAUAUUUGUGGGGAUGGUACUAUUUGGGAUCAAGAUAUAAUAGCAUGUAAUCAUCCCCAAGAUGUAAGAAAUCCCUCGUGUAAAUCUGACCACGAAAAUCUAUCAACGACAACAAGCAGUAAUCCACAGUACACGAGUGACAAUAACGUAAAACCCGAAACUACUUCUUCAGAUCCGUUGACGACGUCAAGUGUAUCUUCUUCAAAUAGUAAUGAAACAAAUACGACGUGUUCUGAUAAUGCUGAAAACUCUGAAAAUGGAAAUAUUACUUGCACGAAAGCUGGUUUUUAUGCUGAUCCAAGUGACUGUAAGAAAUUUUAUAGAUGUGUUGAUUGGGAUAGCAACGGAGAAAAGUUUUCCAUAUUUCACUUCGAAUGUGGCGAAGGGACUAUUUGGGACCCUUCUCUCGAAACAUGUAAUCAUAUAGAUUCUGUUUAUCCACCUCGUACUUGUAAUGGUACCAUCCCGCCAAAAGAAAAUAUACCUGAAUCGUCUUCAACGACAGAAAAAAUUACAACGACUAAUAUUGAUGAGACGUCUAGUAGUGAAUCUACUACACAGGAAUCAACAACACAACAAAUAUCGACAACGCAGCAGCCAUUGACAACACAACAACCAUCGACAACUAAGCAGCCAUCGACAACACAAGAACCAUCAACAACAAAACAACCAUCGACAACAAAACAACCAUCAACGACAGAACAGCCAACAACAACACAACAACCAUCAACAACACAACAACCAUCAACAACACAUGAGCCAUCAACAACACAACAAUCAUCUACAACACAACAGCCAUCAACAACACAACAGUCAUCAACAACACAACAGCCAUCAACAACACAACAACCAUCCACGACAGAUCAACCAUCAACGACAGAACAACCAUCAACGACAGAACAACCAUCAACGACACAACAGCCAUCAACAACAGAGUCAUCGACCACUGAAACAUCUACCACUAUCACAACUAGAGAGCCUGAUCAAACGACUUCUCAAACAAGUCAGGAACAAACUACAAAGUCAACCACCAACCCAACCACAGAAACGACGGUAACAGAAUCUGGAUCUACUGAGCAAACAUCAACCUCUGAUCAAGUUAUUACAUCCACUCAACCACUUACCACUGAAGAAAAUACUUCACCAACAGAAACUCAAAGUUCAACAACAGAAGCGUCAACAACAGAAAAUCAAUCCCAAUCAAGUACAGAAUCUAACACACCAAAUGAAGAGUGCCCUGAAACAGACGAAGAUCAAUAUUUACUCGUGUGUCCGACUUCAUUUAAGCGACAUCCGAAAUAUUGUAAUUUGUUUUAUCAAUGCACUGAAGAUAAUAACACCCAUGAAAUAAAAGUAGCUACAUUUAAUUGUCCAAAUAAUACGAUAUAUGACGAGUCUAAAGUUCAGUGUGUAGAAGAAAAUCAAAGUGAUAAAAAAUGCAACGGCCAAAUGGCUCGAAAACACAGGGUGAAACGAUUAGGAAUUGCGGAUAACGAGCCGAUUGUCGUUUCAAAAGAAAGUAUGGCAUGCCCAAGAGUCGGACAUUUUCCUUUUGAAAAACAUGAAGAAUGCUCAGCCGCUUUAUUAAAAUGUGAAUUGACAAAAUCUGGAAAAUUACGUGGUUACGUCUAUCAAUGUCCAGAAGGUUUCGUUUAUUGGUCAAUAAGUAGAAAAUGCGAGCCAUUAAGGAAACUAAGAGAAUGUAAAAAACCUUCAAAUGCAUGGAAUAAACGAAACGAUAUACCUGUAGAAAAAUAUAAUGUUGCCACUUAAUGUUUUAAGAGUGAGAAUACGUGCAAUACAAAAACAGAUAAUCUGUUAUAUGCUAAUAAUGUAGAUAUUGGGAUAACGUAUAAUUUUGUUAUCAUAUAGUUAAUAGUGUAUAAGUAAUUAAUUCUAGUCUCAUUCUUAUUCUUUUUUAAAACUAAUCUAUUAUUUUCAUUAAGCUGCUGCCAUAAACUAAUGAAGAAUUGCAACUUGUGAACAAGAUAUUGUAGUAUGACAUUAUUUUGAUCACGACUGAUUAGCAUAAGGAAUAAAAUAAAUAAUUUA